UCAUGCUGCUGCCAGGUCCACAGUGUCUCAUGCCAUGUGCCACUUUCAGGUCCUCACACUGCUGGUGUGUUCAAUUUUUUGACAUAGGGUGCUGGCAGAUUACGGGCCUCCCAUAGCUGCUGCCAGGCCCCUAAUCUGCCAUGGGCCCCUAUUACCGCCUCCUCAUGCUGCUGCCAAGUCCAGAGUCUGUCAUGGGUCCCUGUACGGCCUCCCAUUGCUGCUGUCUCCAUCGCCACACUCUGCCAUGUGCCACUUUCAGGUCUCCUCACACACUGCUGGUGUGUUCAAUUUUUUGACAUAGGGUGCUGCGCAGAUUUACGGGCCUCCCAUAGCUGCUG
Messenger RNA from Staurois parvus, 338 nucleotides. The record is from the annotation of a GenBank genome assembly. NCBI's taxonomy places the organism in Eukaryota, Metazoa, Chordata, Amphibia, Anura, Ranidae.